UCUGGAGGACUCUUGUGGCAUAGAUUAUUCAAAGUGGGUAAUAUGUGAUAAAGUAAUAUUUUUAGCAAAUGGAAGUCCAUCGGGGUUCCAAAUUAUUACUAGUUUUUUGUUUAGAAGUAGUCUCUAGAAAACUUGGACACAAUGGAGAAGUAUUUGUGGCUUGCAUUGCUGGUGACAAUUACAACUAUUCGAGCUCAGCCCACUGCUGAUAUUUUACGCUAUUUUCAAGAUCCUGAACCAAAUAUUACACUAAGGCCCAAAAUUACCACGGCCGAUCGCAUUGCUUCCCAUGGCUAUCCAGCAGAAACCCAUAAAGUAGUCACCGAGGAUGGUUAUAUUGUGACCCUUUUCCGCAUUCCCUAUUCCCAUAAGCUACAAAAUCAAAAUGCCUAUCGUCCGAUAGUUUUGAUACAGCAUGGCUUAUUCAGCUGUUCCGAUGCCUGGAUGGGUGUAGGUCCAAAUGAUGGCAUCGGUUUCAAUUUAGCCGAUGCUGGGUACGAUGUUUGGUUUGGCAAUGCUCGUGGCACCACCUAUGGUCGUAAUCACACAUCGAGGUCUACAAAUCACCCAUACUUCUGGCGUUUUAGUUGGCAUGAAAUUGGUCAUUAUGAUAUUGCGGCCAUGAUUGAUUACGCCCUGGCCACAAAUGGCCAAGGGCAAAAGGCCAUACAUUAUGUGGGCCACUCACAGGGGACCACUGUGUUCUUUGCCCUGAUGUCAUCACGUCCCGAGUAUAAUGAGAAAAUUAAAACCGCCCAUAUGUUGGCCCCCGUUGCCUUUAUGAGCAACAUGUCCGAUAAGUUGGUGAGAACAUUGGCGCCCUAUCUGGGGCAUCACAAUACCUAUUCGGCCUUUUUCGAUUGUCAGGAGUUUAUACCUCACAAUGAUCUGUUUUCCAAGUUGCUCUACAAUGCCUGUGCCCCACAUUCAAAGCUUAAUAGCUUGUGCAGUAGCAUUGCCUAUAUGGUUGAGGGUCCCGAGAGCAAUGUGAAUAUGACUGCCCUACCCAUCAUGGUUGAAAGCCAUCCGGCUGGGGCCUCUACCAAUCAGAUAUGCCAUUACAUGCAAGAACAACAGUCGGGACGAUUCUGUCUCUAUGAUCAUGGCCCCAAAAGGAAUAUGGAAAUGUAUGGUCAAAUCACGCCUCCUGACUAUCCUCUGGAGUUAAUUUCUUCUCAGGUCCAUCUGUGGUACAGUGACAAUGAUGACAUGGCCGCUGUGGUAGAUGUUGAACGUUUGGCAGAAAAAUUGCCCAAUCGGGUGAUGCAUCACAUGGAAGAUCCCACAUGGGCUCAUGGUGAUUUUGCCAUGCACAUAGAAGUCAAGAAAUUUGUCAGUGAUCCAAUUGUGGAAAUCAUGAAUAAUUAUGAAAAGGAAAUGCAAUUAUGAAAAAAUAAAUAUUUAGGAUGAAAUU
Messenger RNA from Musca domestica (house fly), 1414 nucleotides. Its product is annotated as lipase 3-like. The coding region runs from base 142 to 1389 and encodes 415 amino acids. Gene Ontology annotation, biological process: lipid metabolic process. Gene Ontology annotation, molecular function: hydrolase activity, acting on ester bonds. The record is from RefSeq and is a predicted model, not a curated record. Lineage: Eukaryota; Metazoa; Arthropoda; Insecta; Diptera; Muscidae. The transcript has 3 exons.